Molecule: messenger RNA, 2688 nt
Organism: Colius striatus (speckled mousebird)
Lineage: Eukaryota; Metazoa; Chordata; Aves; Coliiformes; Coliidae
Gene: LCA5
Product: lebercilin LCA5
Exons: 8
Coding region: 576-2630 (684 amino acids)
Biological process (GO): intraciliary transport
Cellular component (GO): axoneme
Source: RefSeq, a predicted model, not a curated record
GCCCAGAGCGCUCGCAUCCGCAGCUGCGGGUCUCGCUCCCGACGUGCCGUGUGUGCCGGGCUAGCCGGCCCCAGGACGGGUGGCGGGGGUGCGGAGCAGAAGCGGCGUCCCGAGCCCCGGGGGUUUCAGGCAGCGGGCCCGGCCCUCCGAAAGCGGUGUGAGCGGGGCCGGCGAGGCUCAGCCCCUUUCCUCCAAAGCCAUCGAUUGUAGGGGUCGGCGGUCGCACUUCAGAUGCGCUCGCACGUGUGAUCGUUAGUUGCUUUGAAAAAGUGUCGAUUACAAAUAGCGUUCAGUAUGUUCUUUAAGAACUUCUCCCCGGUGAAGGCAAAUUGCUUGUUUACGCUUUGCGAGCUGCUGAGCCGCUGUCGGGAAUGGGUGAGUUGCAAGAAAAAAAAAAAGCAUUCUGAAUGAUAAGUACUGUUUGCUGAACUGAACUGCAAAGAUUUCAUGUUUUGGAGAUGAAGAUGAUAAAUCCAAGGAAAUAAUCCAGCUGCUGCCAUUGUGACACCGAAAGGUGCUUUGUGUCAAAAUGAACACUCUUUGAGAAAAAUCUGGGAAGCAGUUAAAUCUGAAAGAUGGAAGAAAGAGUAAGAAGCUCAGAUUCUGAACACGACAGGAAAUCAGAUGAGGAUAAAAAUAGUGACUCCUAUUAUUCAGAUGAAGAUAAUGCGUCUCAUUCAUCUGGCCAGUCGCCAACACUAAGUUAUCCAUCUACAAGCCAAGAAAAAAGACAUCACAAAACACAGGCUUCCAACAGCCUUGUGCCCUGCCAAGCCACAAAGAAAUUGGGUUCCAAAUAUGCAUCAAGCAAAAAAGGGGCGCGGUGGGGUUUCCGUUCUCAGAGCCUCACUAGGGACUCGCCUGCAAAGGAGAUAGAUCUUGUUACAAAAAGAGUUCUUUCUGCUAGACUGCUGAAAAUCAAUGAGCUCCGAAAUGAACUGACUGAACUUCACAUCAAACUAGAUGAGCUGCAGAAGGAAAACAGGGCACUGAAGAGGCUUCAGCACAGGCAGGAGAAAGCCUUGAAUAAGUUUGAAGAUACAGAAAACGAAAUCUCCCAGCUCCUUGCUCGACACAACAAUGAGAUGAGAAUAUUAAGGGAGCGCCUACGGAAAUCUCAGGAGAAAGAACGUGCAACUGAGAGACGCCUGAAAGAUGCAGAAGAUGAACUGUACAGGACAAAAACUGUCUUACAGAAACUGCAAAAGCUGUCUGCAGAUAAGCACCUUGCUGAAAGAGGUGAACUGGCAAAGAAACUAGCUUAUGCAGAGAGCAGGCUAGAGGACAGUGAAAAAAGAAUUAAGGAUCUGGAAAAAAAUCUUGAAUUAAGUGGUAGCAGUUUUCAACGAGAGCUACAAUCAAAGAAAAAAAAGAUGUUUGAGGUUCAAGAAGAAAACAGAGUUCUCCAAGAGCAGCUCCAUCAACUAAAUCAGAAGCUGAAGGAAAAAGAAAGAGAACUCGAAGCAAAGAAUAUAUAUGCUAAUCGCAUGUUGAAGCUCUCGCCAAGAAAAGACAUGGAUAUUGCACAGAGAAAAAGAGCCAACAACCAAAAUAUUAAGAGAGGAGCACAGCUUACAAAAAGUGUGCAGACCAGUGGAUACUUCUCACCAGUGGAUUUUCUUCCACAAUCAGAACUUGUCUGUGGUGACACAGAAAACAAGAAAGAAGGGAUUCUACCUAAAAUAGAAAAAGAAACUCAAGAUAAAGGAUGGAAAGAGCAAGCAGACCUCUUAAGACAAGACCAAGAUGAGGAAAGGGAAGAGAAAAUGAAACAUUUUCAGGAAAUACAGGCUUUAGAAGAGAGGGUUCAAAAACUUCAUGAUGAGUGGGAAAAGGAAGACUAUGACAAAGUGAAAAAAGAAAGCAACUUUUUCUUGAAUAAAGAAGAGAAAUCAAAAAUGGAAACAGCAAUCCACAAAACUGAAAUAGAGAGAAGUGGUCUUGAAACGCUGGAAGAGCGGCACAAAAGAGAGUUGCUGCUUGCUAGAAUGCAAGAAAUUGACAGAGAAAUUCAAAAUGUGACAAACAUGAAACCUGCUUCUCAGGCACCACUCAUAAAUACAGCAAGAAAAUCUGAUCCCCAGGAGAAAACAGAAAAAACUCAUCAAUUCUUUGAGAUUCCUGAGAAGAUUACUAAUGUAUUGCUUGUAGAUGGCAGCCAGGAUGAUGCCACAAGAGCACAAGGGCAGAAGCAACGAAAUGUAAGGACUGCAGAUUCAAGUAGUGAGCUCAUAUUUGGUAGUUAUGUACCUUCCUUUGGGAAAGGAACAAGGAGACCAAGUUGGCUUACUCAAAGAAGCGUCAACUUAGAAGAGAACGUUAAGGAAAAUGCAGAUUUCAACAGUAAGAAAGAAAAGAAGUCCAAUUUAAUGGAACAGCUCUUUGGAAACAGUGCCAGUACUGUCCCUCUUUCUAAAAAUAACGAUACAACACCUUUUGGCAUAGAUUGGGACUCUAGUAGUACUCCUCCUGCCAAUAAAAACAGUAAAGUCAAGGGAAAAGAAGAUAACGAGCUUUUUGGUGAGGGAAGAAGACUGAGCAGACACCAUUUGCAACUCACUACAAGCAAGCCAGGAGUUAAGACCCUUGGUUCUUUAGAAGAUGAAAUUGAAGAGGUAGUCUUACAGUGAUCCUAUUUUUAUAUGUUUCAUAUGUAAAUACUGAAUAAAUAUUUUCAUGUUCUAUUUA